GCAAGAAUUUCACGGUUUUGGAUUUGUUUUUUGCUCUAAUUCAUUUUUUUUAGUUAAAAUACCAAGGAUGCACGAUGGAUCAGUGGAUGGCCAAAGACAUUAUUCAGAUCAGGAAUGUGAAGAUGGGGAGAUCUCCGAUGAAUCAGUCGAAGGUAUUAUUUUUAAAACAGUUUUUACAAUAUUUUUAGAAACUUUUGAUCGCUCUAAAUUUACCGAUAUUGCUCCAAAUGACGAUGUUAAACAGCUUGAUUUGGAAAAAGUCGACGCAUAUGAUGCUGCACAGUUUGAAGGCAGAUUAAUUGAGAAUAUGGCAGAAAAGCAAUUUAGAGACGAUCGUAGUAAGAAAUUAAAGAAUGGGAAUCUUGAGGUUUUAGUACAAGAAACUAAUUCUUCAAUAAAGAAAGGAGACCUAACACCUUUUGAAUUGAUCAAGCAGAAAGAAUUGGCUGGUUCUAAAUCAAAAUGCAAUACGAUAGAAAGGGGUGGAUUAACUUUCGGACAAAACAAAUCUUCCAAUCAAAACCAACCGAACUUACCACAGCAGAGAUAUAGGGCCGAUAAUCCUCGUGAAGAACGGAUUUUUGAUGAGCAGGAUGUUGAAGAUGAAAGCUAUGACGAAAGUUCUGAUGUGUCAGACAAUUCAGAAAUAAGCGAAGAACUCGACGAAUCUACUCAAAAGCUUAGCAAACAUAAUAAGAACAAUAUAAAAAAGAGGAAUAAACUUACAAUAAGAAUGCGAAAGGAUGAUGGAGAUAACAAUUAUUUUGAUGCAAGGAUUAGGCAGUACCAAGCGGAAACCAAUUCUGAAGAUUUGCUUGAUUAUCAUGAGUUAAAAGACGGCUUUCAUAUUUCAAAGCCUGUUUGGGAUUUGUGUUACAAAAUUUUGGCUGAUGAAAUGGGUCUGGGUAAGACUAUGCAAAUCUGUGUUUUCUUGCGAUCAUUGGCUGAAAGUCAAAGGCCUUCAUCUAUUUUUGGGUAUUUAUUUAUACAUUUUGGUUAA
Molecule: messenger RNA, 1000 nt
Organism: Meloidogyne enterolobii
Lineage: Eukaryota; Metazoa; Nematoda; Chromadorea; Rhabditida; Meloidogynidae
Source: the annotation of a GenBank genome assembly